AUGUCGCCCGCAGCCGCCAAAGCCUCCUCCGUCGACUUGCGAUGCUCCCAGGACGACUUAACCCUUCCUCCAGCAGCUGUGGAGAUGAAGGCCAGAGGCUUGAGGAUCCCCUUCCUGCUAUUGCUGGCGACUGUAGUUGCAACGGCCAAUGUGACUUACCUCCAAAGGUGGGGGGGCUUCAAGGAGAAGGCCACAAGCACGAAAAACAUGAACUCCACACUCCAUUUCUUCAUCCAGUUCUACAACAACGCAAACAACGACACCUACUUGUUUCGAGUGCAGAAGCUAAUUCAAAGCCAGAUGCAGCUGACCACAGGAGUGGAGUAUUUUGUCACUGUGAAGAUUGGCAGGACCAAAUGCAAGAAAAACGAGACAAAGAAAGCUUCCUGUCCUCUGCAAAGCAGCAAGAUGAAAAAGAGCCUGAUUUGCACAUCACUGAUAUACACUGUGCCCUGGACAAACUACUACCAGCUCUGGAACAAUUCUUGCCAGGAUCACAGAGUGUCCAUGUGA
Messenger RNA from Peromyscus californicus insignis, 513 nucleotides. RefSeq names its product cystatin like 1 (gene Cstl1). Gene Ontology annotation, molecular function: cysteine-type endopeptidase inhibitor activity. The transcript has 4 exons. Bases 1 to 513 code for a protein of 170 amino acids. The record is from RefSeq and is a predicted model, not a curated record. Lineage: Eukaryota; Metazoa; Chordata; Mammalia; Rodentia; Cricetidae.